ACGUUCUUUGGUUUUGGUAGUCGCAGACCCGAUUCUGCUGCAUCUAUGGCUGCCGUGUCGGAGGUGGAGGUCGACGGCGUCGUCUUCCCGCCGGUGGCCCGCCCGCCGGGCUCCGCCGGCCGCACGCAUUUCCUCGCCGGUGCAGGUGUGAGGGGAAUGGAGAUCGCCGGCAACUUCAUCAAGUUCACGGCCAUCGGCGUGUACCUGGAGGACGCGGCGGUGCCGGCGCUGGGAAAGAAGUGGGCCGGCAAGUCCGCCGACGAGCUCGCCGUCGAUGGCGCCUUCUUCCGCGACGUGGUCACCGGGGAUUUCGAGAAGUUCACGAGGGUGACGAUGAUCCUGCCGCUCACCGGCGAGCAGUACUCGGAGAAGGUGACCGAGAACUGCGUCAAGGCAUGGAAGGCCGCCGGCGUGUACACGGACGCCGAGGGCGCGGCCGCGGACAAGUUCAAGGAUGCCUUCAAGCCCCACAGCUUCCCGCCGGGCGCGUCCAUCCUCUUCACCCACUCCCCCGCCGGCGUCCUCACCGUCGCGUUCUCCAAGGACUCGUCGGUGCCGGAGGACGGCGCCGCGGCGGCGGCGAUCGAGAACAGGGCGCUCUGCGAGGCGGUGCUGGACUCCAUCAUCGGCGAGCACGGGGUCUCGCCGGCGGCGAAGCGGAGCAUCGCGUCCCGCGUCACGGAGCUCCUUAAGGCGGACGCCACCGGCGACGUGCCGGCGGCGGCGGCGGCGGCGGCGGAGACCGCGCCGGUGUCCGCGUGAACACCGAGCCGUGUAAAUCGAAGAGAAAGAGGUCUUCCUACACUUCGAUAGUACACUUGUGUGAAAAUCUCAAAACGUCGUUGAUUUGUUCACAUAAUCACAUGAAAUAAAGAAGGAAUCGCGGCUGUUUUUCCAUCCCA
Oryza brachyantha (malo sina) is the source of this 902-nucleotide messenger RNA. RefSeq names its product chalcone--flavonone isomerase. The transcript has 4 exons. Bases 46 to 762 code for a protein of 238 amino acids. NCBI's taxonomy places the organism in Eukaryota, Viridiplantae, Streptophyta, Magnoliopsida, Poales, Poaceae. Gene Ontology annotation, biological process: flavonoid biosynthetic process. The record is from RefSeq and is a predicted model, not a curated record. Gene Ontology annotation, molecular function: chalcone isomerase activity.